AGCAACUCUCCUCCAUGGCCUCUGGAUCAAUUCCUGCCUCCAGGUUCUACCCUGUUUGAUUCCAGUCCUGACGUCCUUCAGUGAUGAACAGCAAUGUGGAAGUAGGGAGUGUCUCUCCAUUCACAUUGGUCAAGCUGGUGUCCAGAUUGGGGAUGCUUGCUGGGAACUAUAUUGCCUGGAACAUGGAAUCCAGCCAGAUGGCUUCAUUCUGGACAGUCAACACGAUCAUUUGGAAAAUACUAAGAUGGAACAUAGGAGUGCAUCUUUAGAUACUUUCUUUCAUGAGACAAGAGCCGGAAAGCAUGUGCCCAGAGCACUUUUCAUGGACCUAGAACCAACUGUUAUAGAUGGGAUCCGUGUGGGGAAGUACCAUUCCCUCUUCCACCCAGAACAGCUUGUGAAUGGAAAGGAGGAUGCUGCAAACAACUAUGCACGAGGUCGCUAUUCUGUGGGCUCAGAGGCCAUCGAGCUUGUGCUGGAAAGGAUCCGAAAGCUGGCAGAACAAUGCAGUGGACUUCAGGGAUUUUUGAUUUACCGAAGCUUUGGAGGAGGCACAGGGUCAGGCUUUACAUCUCUUUUGAUGGAGCAACUAUCAGUAGAGUAUUGCAGGAAGACAAAAUUGGAGUUCUCUGUCUACCCAUCUCCUAGAAUCUCCACUGCUGUAGUAGAACCUUACAAUGCCAUCCUCACCACUCACUCUACCAUAGAACACUCAGACUGUACCUUCAUGGUGGACAAUGAGGCUGUCUAUGACAUCUGUCAUCAUAAACUUGGUGUUAAACGGCCUUCAUAUGCUACCAUAAACAGAUUGUUAGCUCAGUUGUUAUCUUCCAUUACUGCUUCACUCCGCUUUGAAGGGCCUUUGAAUGUGGACUUAAUUGAAUUCCAGACCAACCUAGUACCUUAUCCCAGAAUACAUUUCCCCAUCACAACCCUUGCCCCCAUCAUCUCUGCUGAGAAGGCCUACCAAGAGCACCUCUCUGUGACUGACAUCACUGCGGCUUGCUUUGAGUACUCCAACCAGUUGGUCAAGUGUGAUCCUCGGCUUGGGAAGUACAUGGCUUGCUGCCUCCUAUACAGAGGAGAUGUAGUCCCUAAGGAUGUGAAUACAGCAAUUGCAGCCAUGAAGUCAAGGACCUCUGUUCAGUUUGUUGACUGGUGUCCAACUGGUUUUAAGGUAGGCAUCAAUCAUCAGCCACCUACAGUGAUGCCAGGAGGGGAUCUAGCCAGGGUUCAACGGACUGUGUGUAUGUUGAGCAAUAGCACAGCAAUUGUGGAAGCCUGGGCUCGCCUAGACCACAAAUUUGACCUCAUGUAUGCCAAGAAGGCAUUUCUGCACUGGUAUAUCACAGAAGGCAUGGAACAAGGGGAGUUUAUAGAGGCCAGGGAAGAUCUGGCUGCUCUGGAAAAAGAUUAUGAGGAAGUGGGGCUGAGUUUUUGAUGUAAAGAUGACCAUGUAAACGAAUGCUGAGUUAAAAAGGCAUGUUGUGUUUACAAGCUACUAUAUGCCUAAUGAAUAAAAGGAAAUCAAAAGUCAAAUCAGCAAGAUCCCAAAUUCUGCAUGAAUUAAAUACAUCAAUAUGAACAAUAGUCAUAUUUUCUUGUGUAGAGUAGAAUUCAGCUCUGCUAAUUGAGAACCUUCUGAGGAUUACAGUCAUUUGAACUACUAGGUCUCUCCUAGGAAGAGCUAUUUUGCUAUCAGUUUUUAUGUCACAGUAAAAAGACUUUAUUCUUCGUCCUUCCAAAAGAAACCACAUAAUACCAAGCAAUUAUGGAACCAUAAUGUUUCUGCUUUUCUUUUCCUGUAUCUAAGGUGGAAAACACAGAUUACGAAUGCUAUUUCUCUAUUAUCUAUGUAUUAUACAUUAAUUAAAUCACAAAUGCUUUCAGAAUAUUUCUUUUCCUUUUUCCAAGUGUGGGCUUUAAUUCAUUAGUUUGCUUUUCAAACAAACAAGCAAGCAAACAAAUAAACAAGAAUACUGUUGGUAUUUUUAGAAUUUGGGUAUGAGUAUCCUGCAGGUAAGAAACUAUGUAUUCCCCUCUUCAGUUGACUUGUACAGGAUGGGGGUUGUAUUUGUUUUGCAUGUGUAUAUGUGUAAGUGGUAUGUGCAUGCAUGUGUGCAUGUUCGUAUGUCUGCAAGGAGUACAGGUAUGUGGGCAUGUUCAUGUGGCAGCCAGAAAGCUGAUGUCAUGUCUUUCUCAAUUUCUCUUCACUUUAUUUGCUAAGUCCAGGUCUCUCCAUGAACUGGGAGUUCACUGAUUUAGCUAGUCUUUGCUCUCAGGCACUGGGAUUGCAGGUGGGCAACUGUGCUCAGUUGGCAUUUCUGUGGAUACUGGAGAUCUGGAGAUCUGAACUCUAUUCCUCACACUUGUUCAGCGAAGUCGUUCAUCCACUGAACCAUCUCUCCAACCCCAGAAGGCUUUAUUAGUUCCUUUUACUAUUGCUAUGAGGGCAUAUUUGACAAAAGCAACGUAAAGGAAGGCUUUGUUUUGGCUGGUGCUUUAAGCAGACGGAGUCUAUCACAGUAGAGAAAGCAAUGGCAAUUCCAGUGCCUAGAGGGUGGCAUUCGGCAGCCCUGCUCCCUAUCUAUCUGCUCUUAUAUUCUUCCUGCUCGCUCAUCUGAGGUGCUCCCCGAGUCUUAAAGGGGAUGGCAUGGAUGUCUUGUUUAGCACUGAGUGCUCCAUCAGACUCCUCUUCCACAGUCUUUCCCCAGUGGAGUCCUUUCUGGCUCUCUCUCAUUAUUUAUCUCACAGACACAUGACCUGAAAUGUGACUGUCCACACUCUUAUCUCUAAGUUUUGUUUCUCUGUUAGUCUUACAUGAACUUUACUUUUGAGAUACAUUCUCCAAGAUGCUUUGUGUACACUUAAGUGUUUUCUUCCUAAAAAUGUACCAUUUUCCUGAAAUACUUUUUCCUUUAGUGAUUCCUAUGUCUCUUUGUGUCAUUAUCUUGCCACUGAUACAGAUUCUAAACAACACUCUUAUUUAUUACUGCUUUCCCUGAUUUCUUAUAUUCUGUAUAGAACCAGCUACUAUUGAUUCUGCUUCAGUAAUUUUUUCAGUCUACCUCUUCCUGUUUGAGCCAUUAAACACCCUCCUCUUAGCAGCUUUCCUGUCUUCCUAAGGCCCUCCCGUUGCCCCAUGACUGAGAAUUCUGAAGUACAGCUUGCCUGAUCUUGCUCCCUUGCCUCAGGAUUUAAUAACCCACCAUUUAUUAGACAUACGGCACAAAAUUCUGCACAUGGCAGGUAGUGUCUUUCCCAACUCAUACCAACUACAUUUCCACUCCUAUCUGUCCCAGUGGUCUCAUACGUUCCAACCAAGGUAGUCUCUACCCAUUUUCUAGUAUAUACUUGUCCUGUGGCCAGUGAUGUGACUAGUAUUUCAGAAUACAAUUCAAAGAUCACUUGUUGCCUGAAACCUUGGAAUUCUACUGUCCUGUGUCCUCUUUGAAUAAACACAGCAAUCUAGAGCCUCCAUUCACUCUGACCCAGGAUUUAGGGAUAGCAGAGUUGUGCUAUGGAAUUUCUCUCCAUUCUAAAGUAUGAUAUUAAGUAACAGUUGAUGAUUCUUCCUUUUGCAUAUACUACAGAGUGCUUUACAGUUCAGUUACUUUUUUUCCUUUAAUGUACCUGUUAGCUUUUUUCUUUAGCCACUGGAGGGCACUAGUGAAGUACAUUCUCUCUCUCUCUCUCUCUCUCUCUCUCUCUCUCUCUCUCUCUCUCUCUCUCUCUCUCUCUCUGUCUCUGUCUCUCACUCUCCCCCUCCCUCUCUCUCUCUUUCCCUCCGUACCUCUCCCUCCCUCUCUCCUCCCCAUGGAAUAACAUUUGUAGGUUUUAUUUUGUUUUAAAAUUUAACAACAUAGCAAUAUUCAAAUGAACACUGUUUCUUAAAAUUUUAAAUAAACCUUGUGAAUCCCA
Molecule: messenger RNA, 3921 nt
Organism: Mesocricetus auratus (golden hamster)
Lineage: Eukaryota; Metazoa; Chordata; Mammalia; Rodentia; Cricetidae
Gene: Tubal3
Product: tubulin alpha like 3
Exons: 4
Coding region: 245-1441 (398 amino acids)
Biological process (GO): microtubule cytoskeleton organization; mitotic cell cycle
Cellular component (GO): cytoplasm; microtubule
Molecular function (GO): GTP binding; structural constituent of cytoskeleton
Source: RefSeq, a predicted model, not a curated record